AUGGGAUCCGAGGAUGAUGAGGCAACUCUUAUGAGAAGAAACAAGCUAUUACAAGAAGCAAUCACCAAAGAUAUCCUUGCAGCCAUGGAGAAGUUGUUGGAGGAUAAACUCGAUCAAAGGCUAUCUGAUAGACAAGACCAGAAUGCUGAGCAGAGACGUGAGCCAAGGAGCAAUAGGCAUGGUCGUCGUGAGCAUGCUGGAUCAGAAGAGACUGAUAACUUCUAUGAGAGAAGUAGCCAUAGCUCUGGAUCAAGACACAGCAGUAGGAGAUCACGACAUGAUCAUGAGGGCAGAAGGCAUAGGCGCAAUGAGCUAUCAGGAUUGAAGCUUAAGAUCCCUCCUUUCCAUGGCAAGGCUGAUCCGGAUGCAUAUCUUGAGUGGGAAAAGAAGAUAGAGCUUGUCUUUAAUUGUCAACACUACUCUGAGAUUAAAAAGGUUCAAGUUGCUGCUACUGAGUUCAAUGACUAUGCAUUGAGUUGGUGGGAUCAGUUGGUUACAAACAAAAGGCGCAAUGGGGAGUUUCCUAUUGAGACAUGGGCUGAGAUGAAGUCUUUGAUGCGUAGGAGGUUUGUUUCCAGCCACUAUCACCGUGAUCUUCACCAAAAGCUGAGGCUUCUUACCCAAGGUUCCAAGUCUGUGGAGGAAUACUAUCAAGAGAUGGAGUUGCUUAUGUUGAGAGCUAAGGUUUCUGAAGAUAGUGAAGCUACCAUGGCACGGUUUCUUGGUGGGCUCAACCGUGAGAUACAAGACAGGGUAGAGAUGCAGCACUACUUGGAGAUAGGGGAGAUGCUACACAAAGCUAUCUUGGUAGAGCAACAAGUUAAGAGAAGAAGUCAUGCGCGUGGCAGCUAUAGUUCCAGUAGAUACCAGACUUCUAAGGAAGAUAAACCAAGCUAUCAGAAAGAGGUCAAACCACAGCCAAAGGAAGAGUCUAAGCCUAGUAGUAUCUAUAGCAAGGAUAAAGGUAAAGCAGAGGCUACCAGCUCGCGUGCAAGAGAUUUGAAGUGCUUUAAGUGUCAAGGGCGUGGGCACUAUGCUAAUGAGUGUACCAACAAGAGAGUUAUGGUUCUUUUGGAGAAUGGCGAGUAUGAAUCUGAAGAUGAGAGACCAGAGACUGAGCAAGAAUCUUCAGAAGCAGAAUACGAAGAGAAACCAGUUCAUGGUAGGCUUUUGGUUGCAAGAAGAACACUCAGCCUACAAAGCAAGACCGAGGAGCAAGAACAGAGGGAAAACUUGUUCUACACCCGCUGUAUGGUGCAAGGAAAGGUCUGUAGUCUGAUCAUUGAUGGUGGAAGCUGUGUCAAUGUUGCUAGUGAGAUAAUGGUAAAGAAGCUUGGCCUACAAACUCAUAAACAUCCCAAGCCUUACCGACUGCAAUGGCUUAAUGAAGAAGGCGAGAUGAGGGUAUCUACUCAGGUUUCUGUACCCUUAUCCAUUGGGAGAUAUGAAGAUGACAUCCUCUGUGACGUGAUACCCAUGGAAGCCAGUCACAUAUUGCUUGGAAGGCCUUGGCAGUUUGAUAGACGUGAUUAUCAAGAUGUGUUUCCAGAAGAUAGCCCCACGGGUUUACCACCUAUACGAGGGAUUGAGCAUCAGAUAGAUUUUGUACCAGGUUCUACUCUUCCCAAUAGACCAGCCUACAUAACUAACCCGGUUGAGACCAAGGAGCUCCAAAGACAGGUUGAGGAACUGAUGAAGAAAGGUCAUAUCCGUGAAAGCAUGAGUCCUUGUGCUGUUCCAGUGCUUCUGGUGCCUAAGAAAGAUGGAAACUGGCGUUUUAUUGUGAGUGCAGAUGGAGUGAAAGUGGAUCCAGAGAAGGUGAAAGCUAUACGAGAAUGGCCCAUCCCUAAGACAGUGAGUGAAGUAAGGAGCUUCCAUGGACUUGCUGGCUUCUAUAGGCGAUUUGUGAGGGAUUUCAGUACUAUAGCAGCUCCCUUGACUGAGGUUGUCAAGAAAGACAUAGGAUUCAAAUGGGGAGACACACAAGAAGCUGCAUUCCAAUGCCUUAAAGAGAAGCUUACUAAUGCCCCUCUUCUUAUACUUCCUGAUUUUAAUAAAACUUUUGAGAUUGAAUGUGAUGCCUCAGGAAUUGGUAUUGGUGUUGUUCUUAUGCAGGAGAAAAGACCUAUUGCAUACUUUAGUGAGAAGCUUGGAGGAGCCACUCUCAACUAUGCAACUUAUGAUAAGGAACUCUAUGCUUUGGUGAGGGCCUUGCAGACUUGGCACUAUUAUCUAUGGCCCAAGGAGUUCGUAAUCCACACUGAUCAUGAGUCUCUCAAGUACCUUAAAGGCCAGAACAAGCUCAGUAAGAGGCACGCCAGAUGGGUAGAAUUCAUUGAAACCUUCCCUUAUGUGAUCAAAUACAAACAAGGUAAGGAGAAUAUAGUUGCUGAUGCACUAUCAAGAAGGCAUGAUGGAUUUCUUUUCUAUAACCGUUUGUGUGUGCCUAACUGUUCUUUGAGAGAGUUAUUUGUCAGGGAAUCUCAUGGAGGAAGCCUUAUGGGUCACUUUGGUGUUACAAAGACUCUUAAAACCUUGCAGGAUCACUUCUUUUGGCCUCGGAUGAAAAGAGAUGUGGAAAGAAUUUGUGAGAGGUGUGCAACUUGUAAACAAGCUAAGUCUAAGGUUCAGUCACAUGGUUUGUAUACUCCUCUCCCUAUUCCUUAUCACCCUUGGAAUGACAUAUCUAUGGAUUUUAUUGUGGGAUUGCCUAGAACUAGAACUGGAAAGGAUUCUAUCUUUGUUGUUGUUGAUAGAUUCUCAAAAAUGGCUCAUUUCAUAGCAUGUCACAAAACUGAUGAUGCAUUGCAUGUUGCUAACCUGUUCUUUAAAGAGAUUGUGCGCAUUCAUGGCAUGCCUAGGACUAUUGUUUCUGAUAGAGAUGCUAAGUUUCUUAGUUAUUUUUGGAAAACUCUAUGGUCUAAACUAGGUACUAAACUGUUGUUCUCUACUACUUGUCAUCCGCAAACUGAUGGACAAACUGAAGUAGUUAAUAGAACUCUAGGUACUCUCUUGCGUGCAUUCAUUAAAAAGAAUCUGAAGUCUUGGGAAGAUCAUUUGCCACAUUGUGAAUUUGCAUAUAAUCAUGCUGUGCAUUCUGCUUCUAAGUUUUCCCCUUUUGAAAUUGUUUAUGGGUUUAAUCCCACCUCUCCUUUGGAUCUAAUACCUUUACCUGAGUUAGGUGAUUAGGUUUGGGUUCACCUAAGGAAGGAAAGAUUUCCAAAGGAGAGGAAGUCCAAGCUAAUGCCGAGGAUUGAUGGACCGUUUGAGAUCAUAAAGAAUAUCAGCAACAAUGCCUACAAGCUUGAUCUCAAAGGGAAGUAUGAUGUAAGCAAUAGGUUUAAUGUUUCUGACUUAAUCCCUUUUAUUGCAGAUGAGUUCGAUUUGAGGACAAAUCCUUUUCAAGAGGGAGGGGAUGAUAUGAUCAUGGACCAGCAUGCUGAUCAAGAUGAAGAGUUCCAACUAGCUAAAGAAGAUGGGAAGCCUAAAGAUGGUGCAACCAAAGAAGAUGAUGCCUUAGUCAUUUCCAAUGGCCCCAUAACUCGAUCCAAAGCUAAGAUACUCAAGGAAGCUAUUGGAGGAUUAAUCAAGAAGUGUUUGAUCCAUGAAGAAAGUCUUGAAGGAAGCUUGAUACUUCAAGAUACACUUGUUACCAUCCAAGCUAUCUCACCAUCAAGCUGAGUGUUGUCUAGGCUAGCAAGCUAUGUGUGCUCUUUUUCCCUAUCUUUGUUUUUGUCCCAAUGGGUUUUGCAAAGAUAGGUUUUUAACGAGGCCAUAGUCUUGCUGCUCAAAACUCCUAGAUGAUGCUCUCGGACCAACCACAUGAAGAACCUUAUGUUAUGUUUUAUUUCUCUAAGUAUUUAUGUCUUUUAUUUCAAAAACUCUAUCUAUGUUGUGUCUUUAAUUCUACAUUGACUAAAGGAGCGUGUUCCUUUUAGUUUGAGUUGAUUGGAACCUGUUCCAAGUCUCUCACUAUAUAUAUAUGUGUGUGCCGCAACCCUAG
Messenger RNA from Raphanus sativus (radish), 4003 nucleotides. RefSeq lists its product as uncharacterized. Gene Ontology annotation, biological process: DNA integration. NCBI's taxonomy places the organism in Eukaryota, Viridiplantae, Streptophyta, Magnoliopsida, Brassicales, Brassicaceae. The transcript is spliced from 5 exons. The record is from RefSeq and is a predicted model, not a curated record. Gene Ontology annotation, molecular function: zinc ion binding; nucleic acid binding.